AUGAAGAUCAAUUUCAAAGAACCCAGGAUUUAACAAGCUCACUUUCAAAUAGAAAAUCUCCUUUAAUAGCAUAUCACAACCAGUGAAAAAAAGUAAAAUCGAAGUUAGCCAGAGAAAAUACAACAGGAGGAGCUUUCGAUUUUAUCAUCGGAUAAAAGUAAGAAACUAGAAAGCUGUGAUGUCAGCUUCUCUCUAAACGAAAUAAAUCAAAGUUGCUUCUAAAUUAAUACAUUAGAUCUACAGCAAACUAAUCAACUUCUCUAACCAAUGAGAAAUAUAUAGCUAGAUUAGGUUAACCCGAGAAACGGUAGAAGAGGCCAUACUGACGAAGAUCAAUGGCUACUUGAUUCACUUAACAUUAUUAAAACAGUGGAUAGUUAGUAUUUUUCUUAACCAAGAGUUAAAGCUGCUGCUAAUUUAUACAAUACCUCACUCACAGUAGAUGAUGCAUGCUUUGGAGAUUUGGAAAAUAGAAAUAGUUUAACAACAGAUACUAAAUUUAUAAAGCAGGUUAAUCAGGCAAUAGAUUAUUUUCAAAACACAGAAAAUAGGCCAGUAAUUCAAGGUUAAAGGAAAAAAAAUAACCAAAGAUAGAGUUUUAGUAUUUAUUUAAGUAUGGAUAAGCCAAGACUCGUUGAUGAAGUUGAAAAACUAAAUCAAAAACUAAAGCAGAAUAAAAGCAAAAACCAAGCUACCUUAUCAGAAAUGCAAAGACAUAUAAGUCACUUAGCAAAUGAUAAAAUGUGUUUGAUUAGAGAUUUGAAUGAAGCAAAGAUAUAGUUAAAAGAGGCUGAGAUUAAACUUUCACACUUUUCUGAGAUGUAUUGCAAUGAAAAAGUUGAAAAAGAUCAAAUUAUACAAGCAUUUCAGCAGUAUCUUUUAAACCAAUAACUUUAGGAACCAAAAGUCAAUGUAAAUAAUCUGGUUAAAUAUUAAUUAUAGGAAAUCAGAUGUCCACAUGAGAGUGUAAAUAUAAGCACUAAUUAUUAAUCAGCUCCAGUUUCAAAUAAGAAAAGUAAACCUAACAGAGAAGUCUAUUCAAAUCCAACAUCUAACAGACAACAUUACAUUAACAAUAAAGAAAAAGGAAACUAGAUGAGUUUUAAUAACAGUAUGGUAAACCCAAACAAAAGUUCCUUAAACUAUUACUCGGCCAAUAAUCCUAAAUACAACUACUACCCGCAAUCAUAGUAGUUCUAUUCACACUAGCAUACUAGACAUACUUCACCUGUAAAUGAUAGUGAUAUCGAGUAAAAUAUAAAGAACACUUAGAGUAACGAGAGUGUUGGGUAUGGAUACUAAAGUCACAUUAAUUAGUUCAUAACCAAAGAUCAAAUGGACAAAACCUUUGAUAAAAGCAAUAGUCAUUUAAGAUACUCUUUUUAGAAUCCAAUGAUAGAUCCUUCUUAGGCUACUCCUCAAGCUAGAAUCAAUCUAUCAGGUGACUAUACCAGCAGUGUGAAAAAGAAGAAACAGCAUUACCCAGUCAAUAUUAAAUCAUAAGCUUUAGAAGAGAGAUUUGAAAGUAUUUAGACAAUGAUUCAGACUCAAAGAAUAAAAAAGAACAAUAAUAAUCCUAAUCAAAGCGGUACUAAGAAAAACCAGGAAAUGAAAUUGGGAAAUAAAACAUUAAGCAAUCUUAUCAAGGCGACUCUGUCUUCAUUUGGCAGGAAAUAAACCACAACAGAUACAUCGACUAUAGCUUAAAAUCCUUACUCGUCACAGAGUGAUAUAUGA
Molecule: messenger RNA, 1737 nt
Organism: Stylonychia lemnae
Lineage: Eukaryota; Ciliophora; Spirotrichea; Sporadotrichida; Oxytrichidae
Source: the annotation of a GenBank genome assembly